Messenger RNA from Alosa sapidissima (American shad), 6494 nucleotides. RefSeq names its product G protein-coupled receptor 157 (gene gpr157). The transcript is spliced from 4 exons. The coding region runs from base 391 to 1365 and encodes 324 amino acids. Lineage: Eukaryota; Metazoa; Chordata; Actinopteri; Clupeiformes; Clupeidae. Gene Ontology annotation, cellular component: plasma membrane. Gene Ontology annotation, molecular function: G protein-coupled receptor activity; cAMP binding. Gene Ontology annotation, biological process: adenylate cyclase-activating G protein-coupled receptor signaling pathway; cell surface receptor signaling pathway. The record is from RefSeq and is a predicted model, not a curated record.
GUGUUAGAGGGGAGGUGUUUCCGAGCUUCCUUGUAGGCUAGCCUGCCUACGCUAGAGAUCAAAACACUGUUGCAUUCAUAUUUUGUUAAUUUCUUAGGCUACUUUGUUUGGGAAGCAUUUGGCAUGCACUUCAAGUAGCUUUCGUUUUACAACUUCCAUGGCAGCCACCACAGCUCCCCUUGAGCCUAAAGCCCGCCUGGUUUGCUUUUGUUUGUUUUCUUCUCCCGCUUUGGAUUUGGAGAGUGAUUAUGGAAAUAUUUUGGCAAAAAUGUUAUCGCCGCCACAAAUUUCAUAGCGUACGGCAAUUGAUUGCUUAAGAAAAAGACGGCUUCGUUUUUCAUCUGUUGGCUAAUAGACGUUUUUGAAACCACAGUUAAAGAGAAGUAAAUUAUGGCCGAUGGAAAUCGAACCGAAGUGUUUGUUUACGAGCAGGUUGUUAUUUUGAUAUCCUGUGCCCUCUCUUUCUUGGGAUCUCUGUUGAUUAUAUUAACUUAUAUUAUUUGGGCAGAUUUGAGAACUACUCCAAGAAAACUGCUGGUUUUUCUGUCCAUCGCUGACCUAUUGUCUGCAGUCUCUUACUCUUAUGGAGUUUGGACGAUUUUUGACGGAGACUCCUUGGCUUGUACCGUGCAAGGAGCAAUCUCUACAUUUGCCAACACAAGUUCAUUCUUCUGGACGGUUGCCAUCGCGAUUUACCUCUACAUUUUCAUCGUGAAGUCCAGUCAGAGACUGGCCGACAGUCUGGUGCUCUACUUUCAUUUGAUCAGCUGGGGGGUGCCUCUGGGUAUCACCGUGGCCGCCCUCUGCCUCCAUAAGAUCGGCUACGAUGCCUCGGAGGUGUCUGUGGGCUGGUGCUGGGUCAGCAUCAAAGCAAAGGACCACGUGCUGUGGAUGCUCCUGACAGGCAAGAUCUGGGAGUUCCUGGCCUACGUCAUGCUGCCGGUGUUCUACCUUCUGAUCAAACAUCACAUCCACCGGGCUCAUGCUGCGCUUUCUGAAUAUCGGCCCAUUCUGGCCAGCAGCCCCAUGUCCAACUCACUCACAUCCAUGGCGGACCGCAAGCUGACCCUCAUCCCUGUCAUCUUCAUCUUCCUGCGUAUCUGGAGCACCGUGCGCUUCGUGCUCAUGCUGGCCGACUCUCCGGCCCGUCAGCACCCCGUCCUGGUCACCUUACAUGGCAUCGGAAACACUUUGCAGGGAGCGGCCAACUGCAUCAUGUUUGUGCUGUGCACUCAGCCCGUGAGAGCCAGACUGGCCAACCUCCUCUGCUGCAGAGGCCAAUCCAGGGCACAGGGCACCGAGUCCCAGCGCAAUGGAGGGGAAGACCCCCCCUCGCAUGUGGAGGACAACGGCACCCGCCGGUAGUUGGACGAGGAGUGAGACUGAGAGCACGGAAUGGAAUGGAGGAUAUUGACUCGGUAGCUCUUUGUAACAAAGACAAGAGAAAGAUAGAGAGAGGGGGGGGAAGACAGAGAGAGAGAGAGAACGAAAAUAAAACAGGCAGACAAGAGGGAGAGGGAGGGGUGGAAUCGACUCUAAGCCGCAAGCCCCCAUACUCAACUCUCCCCUGCCUCCCACAGUCAUCUCAGCAAGUGCCUUUAAGGAUUAAUGGGGAGACUGCAGUCACAUGUUCACAAAGGCUGGGACACAAAUGCACUUUACAUUAUGAGGGUAGUAGUGAAGCAUUAUUGUAUGGCUCUGUUUUGAUAUUUCACGAACAGACAGGACUCCUUUCUGUGGGUCUUUUUAACUUUUAUCACUUCAUAUUGGCACUCUGGGUUUUUCUGUACUGCUUUAGCCUUAAAAGGAGACCUUUCACUGAGGUAACCUUAGCUUUAGUAGUGUGGACAGAGUGUGAUUUUAUUCUGCGACCAAUGUGGCACAAGUACUGUAAACAGUCAGCACACAAGACGUUGAUUUUGUCGAGUUUGACACUAGUCUAUGCAAAUAAUGUGUACAGUUUGAGUUUUUAUUUACUAAUAUCUUUCUUUUUAUCUACCUGCCUCCAAAACACAAAUCAACCUGUCAUUGUGUGCUGUAUCAAACUAACUAUGUGCUGCAAGAAGUGUGGACAUAUUAUUUAUACAGUCUUAUCUGUUUACAUAAAUGCUGUUUUUAGUCAGUCAUGUGUUACAUAUUUAUUCCUACACCGCCCAAUUGAUUUUAGAUACAAUUUGGCCUCAGAUAUAUCUUCCACUCAUCUUUCCUCACUUUUAGCUUCAUCCUUGUUUGAACGAUGAGAGCAGAGGGAAAAUGUGCCUUUGUCAGAUGUACUGCGGUUCUGUGCAUGCACACAUACAUGUGUUACCCGGGUAACCCGGUGUAAUAGAGUAUGACUUUAAAUAAAGCUGUCUAUUAUUCUAUACAUGUAAAAUAUGCAUAAUUGAGUUUGGUGUUAGGAUUAAGCCAUAAAUCCUCUGUGGCUAUACUUGCGUCCCCCCCCCCCCCCCUUGUUGUAACAUAGCCUGAGAGCAUAGCAGUGGCUUGGAUGAACGCGCAGCACUGUAGCGAACAGAUCCACUCGGAGGAGGUUGGAGCAUUGAACAGGGAUAGUAAUUACUGUGAAGCACCAAGUAAUCUCCCCCGAAGCAUUAGAGCUUGGUGUUGUAGAGAAUGCCUGAUUGGGAAUUCACCUCAGUGCUGGAUAGCCCUCUAUGCAUACAGAACAGGGCCUAGAGUCGGUCUGUCUGUCUCUCUCUCUUUCUCUCUCUCUUUCUUUCUAUCUAUCUAUCUCUAUCUAUCUAUCUAUCUAUCUCAUUUUAACAUAUUUGCUCAGAAAUGUCAAGAACAGAUGAAAAACACCACAAAAGGGAAGUGGCUAGCAGAUGUCAUGCUUUGUGUCUGACAGUGCAGAGGCAGAUAAGAUAGGAAGUGAAGGAAACAGGAACAGAUAGAGGCGCUUGGGCCAUUUUACCCUGAAUGGCAUUUCUGCGCAUAUUGUUCCCCAUAGGGUGUUGUUGUUUGUUAACCAGGCCUUGUGACUGCGUUGAAAUAUCAGCACGUCGAGUCACAAGACUCAUGAAUCGUGAGACUGUUCGAGCAGAAAUAGUGUUAAAAAUAGCUGACAGAUUACGUUAUCCUAUUCAUAUGUAAGGAAGGCUGUGUUAAAAGACUGUUGCAAAUAAACAGCUGAUGAGUAUUUUAAAAACAAUUUUCCUAAGGCCCACGCAAAUACCGUCUCCUCUUUCCUCGUUCUCAUUGGGUUCUUAAACACAAUAGGAUUAUGUUCUCUGGUGCCAUUUCCUAAAUAUACUGUUGUAUCUAUUUGUAUUUUUCUGCUCGCUCUAAUGAGAUGUAUUCGGUUCUGGAACUUGCAUUCCCUGCUUCGAUGAUGAAAUAUUCAGUUCCCCCACUUUCUCCAUCUCCAUCUUGGUCCCCAAACAAAUUUGCCUUGCAUAAACUCCCAGAUCCACAAGUCUGCAUGCACCGUCUAUACCCGAACGCUGAGAGUUGCAUCUAGUUCAGUUCUCAAUGCACUCCGGUUCUCCCACGUUGUUCUCUUUUGUGUCACAGUAUGAACUAAAAAAGGGUGGGGGGGGGGCUAAAAAAAAAGCUCACUGUUUUUGUUGUCAGACAUUGCGAUUUAUUAAAAGUUUCAUUACAAUGAUACAUAAAUGUGACAAUGGAGACUAAAGGCCUGGGAGACUAAAGGCCUGGGAGAAAGAGCAGUUGUAGGCUCUGCUGAUUGGGAAUGUAUGAGUGGUAGACAAGAUAAGUCAUGUCCUUUAUUCUGUUUACCGUGUAAAAGUUGCAGCCCUAUUUUGUUAGAAUUACAGCAGGAUAGAGAAAUUGUAAAUAUAAAUGUAAAAGACCAUUAAAAAACAUGUCAAAAGUUGCUGAAAUUAAGUCUCAUUACAACAUUUGUGGCAAGAAUACGUCAAAUAAAAAAGUGAGACACUGUUGGAGGAUUUGGCUAGCUCAGGCUAGCAUAUAAGUAUGGACAAACUCACUGCUGUCUAUGUAAGCUAACUUGCUGUGACAGUAAUGCAAAAGCCUUCUGUGAAAGAGAACUGUUAAUGAUGGUCAUCAUCAUCAUCAUCAUUAAGCUGCCAUUUAAAAGCCAUCCUAAUGAUUUCCCUUGGUUGCAGUAUGUGGGGCUGAUGGCUUGGAUGAAUCCACCCACCUUGACCUCUUCCUGUCUGUCUUCCUCUGUCCCUCCUGUCUUCAUCUGGAUACCUCCUUUAUCUCUGGCUCCCCUCCCAUGGCUAGCAGCUGUUAGCCUCGGUCCCCCUGGAGGCCUCCUCUGAUCUCUGAUCUGGGAGCAGCUGAACUCAGUGUGCAGACUGAAACCAGGAGCCACUCGCUGGCCUGCUUUCAGCCCAGGGUCACAGUGACCUCACUGCAAACUCACCUGCAAGGUACUCCCAUGCAUCUGCACUGUACUGCAGAGACUGUAAAACGAGCCUUUGUCCCAUUUACUGUACCAAGGACAUGCUUUCAUCGUUCCAUAAACGGCAUGAGGGCAGGUUCAAAUAAGGCUGUUAACUACACAGGGGCCGGGUUAAUCCUCCUUUACUGUGCCGUGGUGUUUGAGGUCUGUUCAUGGUCGUUUGCGAGCCGGACUGUCCCCGCUUUGCAAAUGCUUCUAAUUCCCUUUUCAUUGACCUAAAGCUGUUGUUAAUAAUAAGGCAACAAUGGCCCUGGUGUUUGGCCUCAGACCCAGAUACGUUGAAAGGGAGGGUGCGGAGGAUCUCCGGUGUGUGCGGGCACCGAGGCGCAAUCAAUAAGAUUAAUGAGCGGCCGGAGAGGAGGAGUGUGGGGAUGAGGGGGUGCUGCAGUGCUGCACUGCAGGACAGGCGAGCCGACGCCGGCGGAAUGGAGACCCCUGCUGUCAGGUCGGCGCUGUGACGCCUGCACCGGGCCUGGCCAGCUCCGACGAGGAAGAGGAGGGAGAGGUGGUGAGUUGCAGGCUGGCUCAUCAAUCUGCACAUUUUUGCUCACCCUAGCCUGAGUUUGCUCUUAGGUUUGUGUGUCUGUGUGUGUUGUGUGUGUGUGUGUGUGUGCGCUUGUGUUCGUGCAUGCAAGUGUGUGUGUGUGUGUGUGUGCAAGUUGAAAGUAGCUCCAUUGUCAGGUAGGUAAAAGGUGCAAAGAAGACUUCAAUUCUCUCACCCACUCUCUAGACGCUUAGCAUAAGAAUUCACCAUGCAGCUUAAGACUUCAAAGAACCUCACAGUAAAUGCAUGUUCAUCACAUAGCUUCUGCCACUUACAAUACCUGAAGUCUAAGAAUUUCAGCUGCAGUGAACAAAUUCUUUAAAAAAGAACACCAUACAUUCCUAGGGUAGACUUGUUAUCUAUCUAUCUAUCUAUCUGUACAUCUAUACAUCUAGCUAUCUAUGUACUGUAUGCAACUGACCUUGCUGUAGCUGUGUAAUGGAUAUUUGCAGUGUCCGGCUGUGGCGAACCCUUGCGGCGGCAGCAAUCAUAUGGGCAAUGUGGGCGGAAGGGCAGAGUGCUGCGAUGGGAUGGGUGAGAGCGUCUGGAGCCAGCUUGUGCUGAUCGAGUGGAAAACAAACGCUUGUCCUUCAGGACGCCAGAGACCGGCAGCAUGACGCGUCCCGCAACGUCCCACCGCUAAGAGUUAAAACAUUGUCCAGGUUUGCAUGUUGGCAGGAGGUGGAAGACGGUUAAGUGGCGUCAUUGAAUCAAAGCUGCUAAAGGUCUCUCUCCUCUCCACGCACGUUUUUUGGGCACCCUGCCCAUUUAAUUCAUUAACUUCUGAGUGAGUGAGGUUAGAGCACACCAUUGACAGAAGCCACAUUAAUAUAAAGCCUGUAUUCAAAGCAGUGAUGGUAUAUUAUUCUGCAAUGAGGGCACUUAAAUCUAAGGCCAAAAUGCAGCAAACCCUGAAGGUUAAAUGUAAGGUCAUACAAUAGUCAGAGCAAGUGUCUGUGACCUACAGUUCAUGACCAGCAACCAUGAAUACUAUAUUUCCCCGCCUAUUAACCAAGCUUCAUACAUUGAUUUUGCUACAUUUCUUUAACUAUGAGGUUAAUACACAGGGGCAAGCUAUACAUGGGAAUGCAUUUAUUUUCUUCAUUCAUCUUUAUGAUUAAAACAUUGAUCUGGUUCUAAUUCAUAGGGGUACUGGGCAUUGCGGUUAAUACAUGGGUGCAGUCAAUACAGUUUCUUUUUUUUUAUUUGUAUAAAACACUGUCCUGCAAGUUUAUACACGAUGUGGGUAAUAAAAGGAAAAUGACUGCACACCUUUAUCAAGGUGCAAUGUACUUGAACAAGUAUGUUCAGUACAGUGCAAUCUUGAGUCAAAGUAGCAAACAAAUAAGAUAUCAAUGAAAAUUAUACUAAUUAGAAUAUAUGUACUGUAAUGUACUGUAUAAUUAUAAUUAUGACCUUUCAUACUUUCUUAUCACAUAAAAAUAUAUUACACUCCCCUUUUUCAUCAAGGAAAUUUCUAUUAAUUAGCCCCCUUUGAGAAUCCUGUAUCCUUUUUUAAAUGUACCCUGAGAGCUAUCCACAGAAAGCCGGUCAGUAAUG